GAGUCCCAAAAUCAGUGAUGCAUUUGUUUAUGAUCAUCUAAAACAAGAACUUUGUGAAAAAGACCUUGAAAACACUGAUGCUGUAACACGGGGCUUUCACUCAGCUGUCUUGGGAGUAGAUGAUGUUCUUGAGGUUAAAGAGACAGCAAUAAUGUCCGAUCACUUAGAUUCAAUACAAAAAGAGAAGGGAAUAUUAUCUGACUUGCCUUGCUUUGCUGUCAAGGAGACAGAAAUUCUAUCUGAUGAGCCACUUUUAACUGAAAACAAGAUAAAUAAUGCUUCUGAACAGAUAAGCCCUCCUCCUGAUGACUCAACAACUUCAGCAUUGGCUGUAACUCCCAUGGAGCUAAUUGGCACACAAGAGAAAAAUUAUGUAGUAGAAACAUGUGGCUCUUCGUUUGCAGAAACCAAAUUCAUACAGGCUAAAUCUGACCAAAUGGAAUUGUUACCAUGUAACACAGAAACAGCCAUUGAGGACAAGCAGGAUUCUUCCAUUAUACCCAUUCCACCAGUAGCUCCUGAUAUAGAUACAUCAAGAAGUGACCUUUCUUCUAUCAGUGCUUUCCAAGCUACUUUACCAGCUGAGCCGGCACCUUCUUCCCCAGCAAUCAGAAGCCCAACGUUCCCACCAACUGACUCUUUAAGUUUUACUCAGAAGCUGCGCAGUGUUCUCCACUCUGAGAGGUCAUUCCCCAAAAAGAUGAUGACACCCACAUCUUCUGAGCCUCUGGUUCUUCCCCCAAGUCCCAGGCUGUGCAUAGAAGGAGCAGCCAAUGAAAGGAGCUCUGAUUCUGAGGAAGCCUUUGAAACCCCAGAGUCUACAACACCGGUGAAGUCAGCACCUCCGGUCCCUAUUCCGGCCCUUCCAGAGGUUCAGGAACAACAGCCUCAGCAGCGCCAGGAGCUUGAGGACAUUCCCCUCCCUCCUUCAAAGCCUGAAGAUCCAGCUCCAGAGCAAAGUUUGGAGAACACACAAGCUCCUAACGAGACACCUGCCGAGAAUAUUUCUGAUUCACCGUUCCGUCAGCCUUCUCGCUCAUUUUCUGUAGUGUUUGAUGAAGACAAGCCCAUAGCAAGUAGUGGUACAUACAACUUGGAUUUUCCUGCCGUCGUUUCAGCAAAAGUUAUUUCUGCAUCUUCAGAAUCCUCCUCCAAAACCCGUCGCAAAUCCACGGACUCCGUGCCUACUAGCCGUAACACUUUGUCCCGCUCACUUAGUUUGCAGGCUGCUGAUUUCCAGCUUGAUGAUGUGGUGAGUGGUCAAGGAGGAUCUGAGAGUGCUGGUAAUACUCUUCGCAGGUCUAAGAAGGCAAGGCCUGCAUCUCUAAAGAAAAAAGCAGCAAGCGCUAAGAAUCAGACAGAGGCUGUUAUCACCAAGGACACUCAGUCAUUGUCAACAGGGCCACAAGAAGCAGAAGAGCCCAAAAGUCUACAGGGUACAUCUGCUCCAUCACCUCCUCCAACAGAUACAGAGCUGCCUUCAGGUAGAGAGCAAGAAACAACAUCUGUUUCUUCCUUAGAGGUUACCUCUGUGGAUCCUGAGCUGAGCAGCGUCACGAGUGCGCCUGUCAGUGACUCCUGUCCUCUACAAGUAACAGGAAGAGUGUCCCCACCAUUGCCUACCCACCAGAAACUUGAGGUGACUCCAGUAGGCCCUGAAGUACCAGAAAACCCUACAGUGGUUGGGCAAUCAGUGAGGCUGGAGUUCGAUUAUUCUGAGGAGGCACGGGAGGGUCAGCCUCCUGUAAGAAAAGGCAAAAAACCCUCAGGCAAAAUGCCUCUACGGAAACUCAAGCCUAAGAAGGCAGUUGAAAAGCUCGAUGCUCUACCUGGACCUCCCAGUUCCAUUUCUACAGAUCCGGAUGAUAUUCCUAUUGGUAAAGGAUCAUAUUCAUAUAAUAUGGACAAUUGGGAUGAUCCAAACUUUAAUCCCUUCUCUUCCAGUGUAAAACUACAGGAUCCACCAUCUACAAUUCAGGAAUUACCUGAACCAUGCAAGCCCAUUGUCCAGAGAUCAGAGUCUCCUGCAAAAACACCAGCUUCCUUCGAAAUACCAACAAAUGAUGCAGAACAGAAUGGAGAAAGCAAUAAACCAGCCAAGAAGAAGAAGCCUCCUUUAAAGACGAUGGUUGAAGAUGUCGUGUCUGUCUGUUCUCUCUUUGACACAUUUAGGGUGAAGAAGUCACCAAAACGCUCUCCAGUUACUGAAAAUGGCUCUGAGGACCUGACAGUACUCUCCAAGUCAGACAUUCCCCCUGUGAUAGCUUCUGAAGAUCACGCCACUGAUGAGGAGAAGCUAGCCUCUUCUGUUGGUAGCCAGAAAUGGACCUGCAUGGCGGUGGAUUUGGAACCAGACAAACAAGACUAUCCCCAACCAUCUGACUUGACCAGCUUUGUCAAUGAGAGUCAGUUUCACUCAUCCACAGAUGAUCUAGAUUAUGGAAGCUCAUACAGCAUUGAAUACAUGGAGAAAACCGGCAAGUGCUCCCCGCUCCGGGACGUGUCUCAGCCCCAGUCUCUAUACCUCAUGUUUGAGGCAUCAGAGGACAGCCCAGGAAAAUCUCCUGCCAAGUUUUCAGAGUCUUGCUCCCCAGCGACGGACUUUGAGACCAUGGAGUCUAAUAUAUGCUCCGGACAGCUGCCCCUCUCCAGAUCUCCACCCAUAAUGCAGGACAGUACCCGCCAAGCUUUGGAGAGGUCACGGCCCAAAGAGGAUGAGCCAGAGCUGAUUGGAAGUGGAAAAAUGGAACUGGGCUCUCCUGAUGAUGAAUAUGUAGCUUCUGAAGCAUUGUUGUCACGGAUUGCACAUCACAAUGCUCUCUGUGACCAGCUGAGUUACCUAGAACCGGAUCUAGCAGAGAAGAACCCACAAGCAUUUGCACAGAAACUACAGCCUGAGGCAUUGGACUCAAGUGAUUUAGGCCUCUUACAUAAAUCACUUUAUUCACGGUCAGUGACUAUGGAGACAGCUGGAGGUGGCCAUUUACAUGCCUAUCAACAAUCUGACUUUGAAGGAGCUCUUCAGCUUGCCAGAGAAGAGAUUGCAGCUAAGGAUAGAGAAGUCACAGAUUGGCAGAAGAAGUAUGAAGAGAGUCGCCGUGAAGUGGUGGAAAUGAGAAAAAUAGUUGCAGAGUAUGAGCAAACGAUUGCCCAGAUGAUUGGCAGCCCAGAGGAUGACCAGAGAGAGAAGUCCAUGUCACACCAUACAGUACAGCAGCUGAUUAUAGAGAAAGAACAAGCACUCUCUGACUUGAAUUCAGUGGAGAAGUCACUGGCAGAACUCUUUCGGAGAUACGAGAAAAUGAAAGAUGUGCUGGAAGGCUUCCGAAAGAAUGAGGAGGUGCUGAAGAAGUGUGCUCAGGAAUAUCUGGCACGAGUGAAGAAGGAGGAACAGCGGUACCAUGCUCUGAAAAUUCAUGCUGAGGAAAAACUUGAUAGGGCUAAUGCAGAUAUUGCCCAGGUGCGUGGUAAGUCUCAGCAGGAACAGGUAGCCUACCAAGCCAGUCUGAGGAAGGAGCAGCUCAGAGUUGAUGCUUUGGAGAGGGCCUUGGAACAAAAGAAUAAAGAGGUUGAAGAGCUCACCAAGAUUUGUGAUGAACUUAUUGCUAAGAUGGGAAAGAGUUAACCUGGUGCUUCAUCUUUUGGGAUGCUUGGUUUUCAAGCAGAGUGCAAUCUGGAUGAUGUAGGGAAGGACUGAUCCAUUUUAUGUGUACCUUGGAUAUAGAGAAGUGGCACCUGCGACUAAUCGUGUCACAAGAAGCAUAUGAUGCCAGCUUCCUUUCCGCAUGCCCUUCCUGUAUCAGGAAGGCAGAAAAAAAACUGGCCUUGCAUCUCCAUGCGUUUUUAUCUUAUUUUAUAUGGGAGUUAUCCUUCGUUCUGCAUUGUGUCAAAGAGCUGUGAGCUCAUUCUACGUCCUGCUGGGCAAGACUGCAUCAUGUUUUAAACUCUUUAUAAGAGGCUGAGGGGUUGCUUUCUUCACUGGAUUGCUAUUUAAGUAGGUCGAAAGAUGAAAGAUGUCCAGCUCAUACUCGCAUGAUUUGGAGUGCUGUAAAUAAAUCUGUAUUAUGCAAACACUGGAGAACCCAUUUUUCCCCUUUGAGAAAUCUCUUGCUGGAAUUGCUACCAUCUUGUUAUUGUUCUUACUUCUGAUAAAAUCGAUUUGUCUGUUUGAGAGCUGCACUAUCCUGAAAUACACAAGAAUAGCUUCCAGAUUUGCCAAAUAUCUGUACAUUGCCGGCAAAUAAAUGGUUUAACCCUGCUGCUGA
This is a messenger RNA of Nanorana parkeri, 4265 nucleotides long. It is a transcript of the gene TACC2, whose product is annotated as transforming acidic coiled-coil containing protein 2. Gene Ontology annotation, biological process: mitotic spindle organization; cell population proliferation; cerebral cortex development. The transcript has 18 exons. The coding region runs from base 152 to 3625 and encodes 1157 amino acids. Gene Ontology annotation, cellular component: cytoplasm. The record is from RefSeq and is a predicted model, not a curated record. Lineage: Eukaryota; Metazoa; Chordata; Amphibia; Anura; Dicroglossidae.